UCAUAGGAAGGACUGUAAUAGAAUGAGUACUAGUACGCUAACCUGCUAACACAACAACAAUCUUAAGUUCUUUUUGUUUUCUGCUCAGGUUUGUAGAUUUAUGAUUUCCCGUAGACAAAAGCGAGUAUGGAAAUACGUAGAGGAGGGUAGCCUGCUGAAGCUGAAGUCAUACCUCAAGAAGCACUGCGAGGUGGACAUAAACUUCUCCCAGGGCCGCAGGCAGAGGAGUCCGCUGCACCUGGCCUGCUGCCGGGGGAAUGACGCUGUUCUACGACUGCUUCUCAGACAUGGCGCUGGAGUUUUGCUAAAGGAUCGUAAAGGAGAUACAGCUUUACACGUCGCUGCCAACAGAACACUGAAGUACGGGAAAACUGCCUAUGACGAUCUAGUCCUGCCUCUGCAGAGGAACUGUCCAGAAGCCAUGUAUGUUCCCAAUAGAGCAGGAGUUACACCAGAGGAUCUUCUCAAAUGGAUGAAACACUCAGAGCCAAAUGCUAGCACCAGCCAUCAGACGGCAAAAGAUCCAGAGAAAGAAUGGAUGGAGAAGCUGUUUGAUGAAUGUGAAGAUGAAUUCUUUGAAACCUUUGGUGUAUAUGAUGCCGAUGACUUUCUUCCUGUUGAUGAAGAAGAUGAAGAUUUUGGAGACUGGGCAGACCGUAUCAGAAAAGAAUAUUUUGACAAAAAGCAUGCUGAAGCUCAAAGACUUGCAGCAUCAUGUUCAAGAUCAAAAAGAAGAAAAACUAAAGAAGAGAGGCAGCAAGAGGAGAAAAGUCACAAAGAACAUCUUAAGAGGCUGCAGAGGGAUCAUGAGGAGUAUUUGUCUCAGGCCACUCGAAAAGAGGAUGAAGUGCAACAAGGCAAGAAACGACGCUAUGAAGAACGCUGUGCAGCAACUUUUGAGGCUUCCUCCUCCAAAGCUGACACUAAGCUGUGCUAUAGCGACAUCCCCUGGCCAGCCCCACAAGGCACUGUUCAAGAGAUGGUUGAUGUUAUGUUACACGGUGUUGACAGGAAAGAUACAGCUGCCUUUCGUAAAGUUCUUAAGAAACAACAGACUCUUUGGCAUCCAGACAAGUUUACUCAAAGAUGUGCUACUCGGCUGGUAGAGAAGGAUAGGCAGCGCAUCCUAGAUACUGUAACUGCUCUGUCCCAGGCGCUGAACAGCCUGGCCCAAAGUCUUAAAACAUAAUUAAAGGGUUUCAGAGGAGAGACAAUUAAAAUGUUAGGAACAAAGGCAUUAGUUUCAUAGCAAACUAUACAAGCAUAGACUCUAUUGUGUGUACAUGUUUAUGUAUCAGUAUUGAGUGAAUGUAUUUAUUUUGUAUUUAAUUGUUUGUAUUUUACGUCUCAGUAAUUAAACUAUUGACAUUGCUGCUGA
Boleophthalmus pectinirostris (great blue-spotted mudskipper) is the source of this 1378-nucleotide messenger RNA. It is a transcript of the gene nfkbil1, whose product is annotated as nuclear factor of kappa light polypeptide gene enhancer in B-cells inhibitor-like 1. NCBI's taxonomy places the organism in Eukaryota, Metazoa, Chordata, Actinopteri, Gobiiformes, Gobiidae. The transcript has 4 exons. Bases 101 to 1189 code for a protein of 362 amino acids. Gene Ontology annotation, biological process: canonical NF-kappaB signal transduction. Gene Ontology annotation, molecular function: protein binding. The record is from RefSeq and is a predicted model, not a curated record.